This is a messenger RNA of Alosa sapidissima (American shad), 2170 nucleotides long. It is a transcript of the gene ptprjb.2, whose product is annotated as zic family member 2 (odd-paired homolog, Drosophila), a. The transcript is spliced from 3 exons. The record is from RefSeq and is a predicted model, not a curated record. Gene Ontology annotation, cellular component: nucleus. Gene Ontology annotation, molecular function: RNA polymerase II cis-regulatory region sequence-specific DNA binding; DNA-binding transcription factor activity, RNA polymerase II-specific. NCBI's taxonomy places the organism in Eukaryota, Metazoa, Chordata, Actinopteri, Clupeiformes, Clupeidae. Gene Ontology annotation, biological process: regulation of transcription by RNA polymerase II; central nervous system development. Bases 421 to 1770 code for a protein of 449 amino acids.
AGGUACUGCCAGUCCACUGAGAAAGAGGGACCCUCCGAGAUAAACACAGACUAGCGAAAGAAAUAAACAUUCCAACCCGAGAUGCUGCAAGGAUCCGCAUUCAGGGUGAGGAAGAGCCUGUAAGAAUUAUUCAAUCGCAUCGGGUUUUUAAAAAAUACAUUUGAGAAGACAAAACAAGGGGAGUCUCCACAACUAAUUUCAUGGGAUUUUGAGUUACAAGUUAAGUACGAGAAAAUAGACGUGCGCAAAAUACACCGUCUUCAUUCUAGCGGAUAAUCGCGCUGAACUUCGCCUGAUGAAGUGUUUUCGUGUUUGGAAGUUGGCACUUCCAUAACUGCCGAGGCAUUUGAUUUAUUUUGCAACAGACUGAACAGUUGUAAAUAGACUGAAUCGAAGAGAAUUUUUAUUUCUUGAGAAAUCAUGUUACUGGACGCUGGUCACCAGUUCCCUGGGUUGGGAGUUGGCACAUUUGCCAGGCAUCAUUCAGCAAGCGAAAUGCAGGACAGAGAUUUGAGUUUAGCACAAAAUAGCUUUGUCGAUACGGCACACAUGGGUGCCUUCAAACUGAACCACGAUCUCUCCCCCGGACAGAGCUCCGCGUUCACCUCCCAGGCUCCAGGUUACCCCGCUGCGGCGCUGGGUGCGCAUGCAGCUCAUGUCACGUCGUACGCCAGCUCGCCUUUUAACUCAACAAGGGACUUUCUGUUUCGCAGCCGGGGCUUCGGAGACUCGUCUCCGGCCAGCAGCCAGCAUGCGAUCUUCGGCCCCACAGCGGGGUCACUGCAUCACUCCCAUACAGACAGUCAGGGUCACAUUUUGUUUCCCGGGAUCCACGACCAGCAUGGGUCUCACAGCUCGCCAAACGUGUUGAACGGGCAGAUGCGACUUGGACUACCAGGGGAAGUUUUCGGCCGAUCCGAUCAAUAUCACCAGGUAUCCAGCCCGAGGACCGACCCUUACUCCGCCGCCCAACUGCACAACCAGUAUGGCUCCAUGAAUAUGAACAUGGGAAUGAACAUGGCAGCGCAUCACCACCACCCAGGUGCCUUCUUCCGUUACAUGAGGCAGCAAUGCAUCAAGCAGGAACUCAUCUGCAAGUGGAUCGACCCGGAGCAACUCAGCAACCCCAAGAAGAGUUGCAAUAAAACUUUCAGUACCAUGCACGAGUUGGUCACCCACGUCUCCGUGGAGCACGUCGGGGGGCCCGAACAGAGCAACCACAUCUGUUUCUGGGAAGACUGCUCCAGAGAAAGCAAACCCUUUAAAGCCAAAUACAAGUUAGUCAACCACAUUCGAGUGCAUACGGGCGAAAAGCCCUUUCCAUGCCCGUUUCCUGGAUGUGGCAAGGUCUUCGCACGGUCGGAAAAUUUGAAGAUUCACAAGCGAACACAUACAGGUGAGAAACCGUUCCAGUGCGAAUUUGAGGGUUGUGACCGGCGCUUCGCCAACAGCAGCGACAGAAAGAAGCACAUGCACGUUCACACCUCCGACAAACCCUAUCUUUGCAAAAUGUGUGACAAGUCAUACACACAUCCCAGCUCUCUACGAAAGCACAUGAAGGUUCAUGAAGCCUCCCCGCCCGUAUCAGACUCGUCGCCCGCAGCCAGUUCCGGGUAUGAGUCCUCCACACCCCCUGGCCUGGUGUCCCCCUCCACCGAGACGCAAAGCAACAACAAUCUGUCGCCCGCGUCAGCAGUGCACAACAACAACAACGGCCACAGCCACAGUCACAGCAGCCUAUCGUCCAAUUUCAGUGAGUGGUAUGUUUAGGACUCUGGCAACAGCACAAACCCAGUUCAGAAAACAGCAAGAAAACUCAAGAUCCGGACAGGCUUGUAAAAAGGAACCACUGUAUAGGCUAUACGAACGCUAUUACUAAGCGCCAUAACACGGCACCACGGAGGAUCAGCCAAGUGAUUUGCGCUAAACAUGUAUACACUAUUUUGUAAAUAAUUAUUACACACCCUCUCUCCCAAUGGUUGUAAUAGAUUUUGUCAGUUUUUGGUGUAUAGAUGUUCAUUCAAUGGUAGCUAUUUCUCUAACUGGACUUUUUAGUGCACAUAUUAUGGAUACAAGUUGUAUUAUGAUGUUAAAUAUUGUGAUCCCGUUGAGGCAAACUGAUUGUAACUAAACAUCUAUAAGCAGGAAGGAGUGCCAAAGUCAACACAAC